Molecule: messenger RNA, 1789 nt
Organism: Pararge aegeria (speckled wood butterfly)
Lineage: Eukaryota; Metazoa; Arthropoda; Insecta; Lepidoptera; Nymphalidae
Product: synaptic vesicle glycoprotein 2B-like
Exons: 9
Coding region: 7-1515 (502 amino acids)
Biological process (GO): transmembrane transport
Cellular component (GO): membrane
Molecular function (GO): transmembrane transporter activity
Source: RefSeq, a predicted model, not a curated record
ACUGCAAUGCAGGAAGUUAAUUUGGCACUUAAGGAGUGCGGAUUAGGUCUCUUCCACAUACGGCUGUUAUGUACAUCUUUCUUCGGGAUGGCAUCUGGAGUCGCUGUGUUGAACAGUACACCAUAUAUUUUACCCGUAGCGGAGUGCGACCUUAAUAUGAGUUUACUACAAAAAGGUGUUUUAAAUGCUAUGCCGUUUAUUGGUAUGGUAUUAAUAUCCGUGGUCGCAGGUUUUUUAACUGACAUAUUCGGUCGUAAAAAUUUUAUACUGGCCGGAUUUACUGGGCUCUUCAUAUUUACGGUUAUAAGUGGUACCAGCCAAACUUAUUUAGUGCUGGUCAUAUGCAAAUUCUUCGAAGGACUCUUAUCUGCCACCUCGUUCGCGCCUGUGAUAACGUUGACUUCUGAGUUUUGCCAUAGUGACAUCAGAGAUAGAGUGAUGCUGAUCCAGUCAUCGUUUGCGGCUAUCUCUCAAGUUGCAAUUGUUCUUAUGUCCUGGGCAAUACUGCCUCAGAACUGGGAGCAAACGUAUUUUAAUGGCACUAUAGUACUACACACUUGGAACUUUUACCUAUUCAUUAUGUCGUUAUGGUCUCUAACUGCUACUAUUCUAUACGCAUUUCUACCAGAGAGUCCAAAAUACUAUAUAACUCAGAAGCGAUAUGACGAGGCGAGGGAUAUACUCGUUAAAAUUUAUAAGCAAAAUACAGGAAAACCAGCCGAUACUUUUCCCUAUAAAAAUGUGUGGAAGGAGAGGAUAAAACAAGAAAUCGAAGAGUCAUCUGGGCCUUCCGCGAAGAACUGUGGGCAAAUGCUGUCGACUGGUGUCCAUAACAUUAAACCUCUUUUUCAAAAACCCCGUGGACUAUAUCUGAUACUUUUGUGUGCGCUGAAUUUUUUCUCCAUGCUGUUGUACAACGUUAUAAGGCUGUGGUUUCCUCAGCUAUCGACCAUCGUAGAACAUUACAGCAGCGCGGAAAAUCAAGACUUGUGCGCCAUGUUGGAUGCCUAUACCCAUGACUUGGGCGUUAGGACCUCUAAUGUUACAGUCACCGAAGUCUGCGUACCUACAGUCAGCGGAACAGAAACAUAUAUAAACAGCGUGAUACUGGGUACCGUAUGCAUAUUUCCGUACAUUGUCACCAGUGUGCUGGUAGGAAAAGUGGGGAAGAAGAAUCUGUACAUAGCUUGCUGUCUGAUUUCCGUUGGAGCCACCUUGGGACUGAGAUGGGCAAGCUCAAAAGUUGGCUUCGUUGCUCUGUUCUCUUUUGACGUGUCGAUAGCUCAAAUGGCGAAGAGCCUCAACCAAGCGUUAGUUGUGGAGAUAUUCCCAACCACUAUGAGAACUCUUUCGAUAGCAAUGGUCAUGACGAUAGGUCGAAUUGGAAGUGUGGUCGGAAACGUCUUGUUUCCAAUACUACUUGACAUGGGCUGUGCUGUACCUUUCUAUACCUUGGCAGUUACUAUGAUAGGCACUACAAUGCUGAGUUUAGUCAUACCAGUAAAGAAAAAGUGAUUUUCUUUUUUCUACCACCGAACUAACUUUUGCCUGCGACUUCAUUCCCGUGGAAUUUAACGCCUUGAAUAAAAAAAAUCCUACCUAUGUCACUUUGGGAAUUCCGAUUAACUCCCUUUGUAAUCAUCACGUCGAUAUGUUGCUUCGUUGCUGCGUGAAAGGAAAACCAACAAACUCUCAUUUGCAUUUAAAAUUUUGUGUUCCCAUCCCUUAUGUAAAUACCUCUUUUUGAAACUUUGCAUUUUUAAAUAUAAAAAAGUUAAACAUCUCUUAA